AUGAGGGAGCCGGAGAAUAACACCCAUGCGCCGCCGCAGUCUCUGCUCGAGAGGCUCAAGGAUUACGGCCAGGAAGACGCAUUUGCCCUCUGGGAGGAGCUCUCCCCUGAAGAACGCGACAUUCUUAUCAAGGACCUGGAGAGCUUAGAUCUCUCGAGAGUUGAUCGGAUUAUUCGAUGCUCGUUUCGGUCUCAAGGGCUACAGGCAGCCGCAAUAGAACCGGUCCCGGAGAGCAACGUUUCAACUGUAGAAAGGCGGACAAUGGAAGAAAGGGAGAGAUGGUGGAAAAUGGGAAUGAAGGCCAUCUCAGAAGGAAAGUUGGGUGUGCUACUUUUGUCCGGUGGACAGGGAACUCGUCUUGGGAGUUCAGACCCAAAAGGCUGUUUCAACAUCGGACUUCCAUCUGGAAAAUCACUUUUCCAACUUCAAGCUGAGCGAAUUUUGUGCCUUCAACGGUUCGCAGCUCAAUCUGUGAAUGAGGCUUCUGUUAGUAUCACACCUAUUCAUUGGUACAUUAUGACUAGUCCAUUUACUGAUGAACCCACACGAAAAUUCUUUGAAAGACGCAAAUAUUUUGGCCUUGAAGCAGAUCAAGUCAUGUUCUUCCAGCAAGGCACUAUACCAUGUGUAUCAAGAGAUGGUAGAUUUAUAAUGGAAGCACCUUACAGGGUGGCAAAGUCGCCUGAUGGAAACGGAGGAGUUUAUUCAGCUUUGAGAACAUCAGGUUUAUUGGAAGAUAUGGCUAUGAGAGGCAUAAAAUAUUUGGACUGCUACGGAGUUGACAAUGCUCUAGUACGGGUCGGAGAUCCAACGUUUUUGGGUUAUUUCAUUGAUAAAGGUGUACCCGCAGCUGCUAAAGUUGUUCGGAAGGCGUACCCACAAGAGCAAGUUGGUGUAUUUGUUCAACGAGGUAAAGGUGGACCGGUCUCUGUGGUUGAGUACAGUGAAUUGGACUCAUCACUUGCAAGUGCAAUUAAUCAAGAAACUGGCCGCCUUCGAUUUUGUUGGAGUAACGUUUGCCUGCACAUGUUCACUUUAGAUUUUCUAAACCAAGUCGCAAAUGGCCUUGAGAAAGACAGCAUCGCCCGUUUGCUUGUCCUUCGCCUGCACGCUCGUUGGGUGGUUGCUGCCGGAGGCUUCUUGACUCACUCUGUGCCCCUAUAUGCUACUGGUGUGGAAGUUUCGCCUCUUUGCUCGUAUGCUGGAGAGAAUCUGGAGGCUAUCUGCCGAGGAAGAACAUUUCAUGCUCCCUGUGAAAUUGCAUUUUAG
Messenger RNA from Striga hermonthica, 1269 nucleotides. NCBI's taxonomy places the organism in Eukaryota, Viridiplantae, Streptophyta, Magnoliopsida, Lamiales, Orobanchaceae. The record is from the annotation of a GenBank genome assembly.